Molecule: messenger RNA, 3135 nt
Organism: Nezara viridula (southern green stink bug)
Lineage: Eukaryota; Metazoa; Arthropoda; Insecta; Hemiptera; Pentatomidae
Source: the annotation of a GenBank genome assembly
AAUGUUGUUUGUGAAGGUUUCUUAAACUUUUUAUUUUCAAAUAAUUUGAUGAAAUUUACUCUUUACAAUUUUAGUUCCAAUAUUGUUGUAAAGCUAUGGAUAACAUAUUUGGACAUGUACCUCGUUUAGGAAUUAUGCAAAUAUUUGACAAUGCUCAGCGAACUCAUUCCAAUGACAGAUAUUUGAAAAAUCUUUUUAACAUUUUUAGUGAGAAUAAUCACUCAAAGUUCAUAUUGGAGUUCCUUCAAUGUCUUGCCAUAUGUAUGGUUAAUAUGGAGAAGCAGCUUUCAACUGAAAGAGUUUUGGAUUUUGCUGCGAAAUAUUGUAUUUAUCAUAGUAGUCAGGUUGAUGAAGAAAAUAAUGUUCUUCUUUUAGCAGUUUUUGAGUUCAUUUUUAAUAACCAUAACAGAAAAACUCCAGCUAUUAGGUUUCGUACAUGCGAAUUCGUAAAUCGUUUACUGAAUAAGAUGGGCCCUCAAGCCACACUCGAUGAUGAUAUCUUUCAAAAAAUGGCGACAACCAUGUUAGAACGCCUGCAGGAUCGACUCCCCUCUGUUCGAGCACAAGCAGUAAUGGCUCUUCAACGACUCCAAGAUCCUCCAAACAAAAAUUGCAGGAUCAUUAGAGCUUUCAUGUUUCAUAUGGAGACUGACCCUAGUUGUGAAGUGAGAACCAGAGUAGUUCAGAACAUAGCUGUGACCCAGAAAACUCUGCUUUUAAUAUUUGGAAGGCUUCAAGAUGUAAAAGAGACUGUUAGAAAGGAAGCCUAUAAAUCUUUGACAAGGUUAAAGCCCCGAAAAUUAUCUAUUGCCCAAAGACAGACAAUUUUGACUGUUGGGUUAGGUGAUCGAGCAGAUUCUGUGAAAAAUGUCAUUAUUGAUCAUGUCAUUCCUACCUGGUUCAAAGUCUGUGAAUCUAACUUGGUCGAAUUUUUGAAAAUUUUAGACGUUGUCUCGUUCAAGAAGGAGACUGUCACAGCUGUUCUCGGUCAUGUAUUUAGGGAUCUUCCCUCUAGUGAACUGCUAUCUGUUGUCGAAAGGUUGCAAGAAAAAAGUGAAGGACAUAAGCUUAUUCCAAUCUCUGAUCUUUCUCCUGAAACUGUUACCAUUUGGAGCAGCGUAGUGAAGCAUAUUGGAAUUGAUUCUUGUGAUGACUCCAUCUUACCUGAACUAAGCUACUUUGCUAAAUACAUAAAAGAAUAUGGUGACAAUACAGACCUAAAAGAUACUGACAAUCAGUAUAUCCUUGGCCAGCUGCUGGAGAUAUCAAAAUGUUACUCUUUAAUGGAUGAGAUGGGCAGAAAACAGUUGAUUCAGACAUGCCUAGACCUUCUAAAGGCGGAUGGUACAGGUACUGAAGUAAUCCCGCCACUGGUGAAGCUAUUAGAGCUGCUGAUUCCAGUGGUCAAGCAGAGAAUGAUCAUCAUGGCAGAGCUUAUAUCUGACAUCAGGGAACCCCUCGAGGCUGAUGAUUCACAGGUAGAGGCAUUAGUGGAGAAUAGUGUUGAAGGAAUUUCUGAGGGUAUGCAACUUCUCAAUUGUGCAUCUCAGUCGCAGUCUCUAGAUGAUUGUAUGAGAAGUGAGCGAACAGAUCCAGACAUCCUUGUUAAAUGUCUAGUGAUAGUUAUGGAAAUGCUGAAAUCACCAUCAAUUACCAAAGUAGAUGACACAUUGUUGAGUCUUAAAGAACAUUUCAUACUUCUCUGUUUUAAGGUGGACGAUGCAAGGGUCCAGAGAUUAGCAUUAGACGCACUUGCCCUUCUCUGUUAUUGGAACUUAGAUUUGGCAAAAGAAUACUUCCUGAAAUUCUGUAUACAAAUAACUGAUGACACAACUUGUAUUUCUGCUGUGGAAGCUGUGUUUGAUCUUAUUCUCAUCCAUGGGUUUGAAGCAUUUUCAUUCGGCUGGGAUUAUAAUGAUGCCAGUGCUGUGAAUAAUACUGACCAUUCUGACUCGUUCAGAAAAGGCGGUCCUCUGAACUUUGACAAUGACAAGACAAUCAGCAGUCCAGUAACACGUAGGCUGGUAUCCCUUAUCACUAAUCUACUUAGCAGUAAUGUAAAUGAGGUGAAGUGUAAGGCAAGUCAAGGCCUCUGCAAGUUGCUUCUCUCAUCCAGGUUGGAUUCCUAUAUUGUGUUGUCGCACCUGAUCAUUCUGUGGUUCUCCUCGGCUUCAGACUCGGAGCCAUAUAUCAGGCAACCUCUUGGAUUAUUCUUCAGUUCAUUCUCAAAGCGGGCUGGAGCAGCUGAAAUAAUACUAUCUGCCUUCUCGCCUACGCUACGUGCUAUAGAAGAACUGAUCGAUGAAGAUAUUGACUCGAUGAAAGUUGCAAAUCUGUUUAUAGCCCUUCUCAGGUCUGAUAUAUGUAACAAAGCUUCAAAACCUAAGGAAGGGAAAGGUAGUUACCAUGCCAGAUUGGCUGAAAUUAUCCUCGACGAGAUUAAGAUGGACAUUAUACAACAACAGGUGCUUAUGAAGAUACUCUCUUCCCUUGAAUUUGAUGACUCCGAUGCCUUGUUGGCUAAAGAUCUUGAAUUUCAAGCACAGAAAAUUUACAAAUGGUUGCAGAAGAGGACAAAUGAAAGAAGAAAUGCUAAUAUUAUUAAAAAAUUCAUAGAAGAAAUGGUUCAGCUGAGGAAAAAAUUAAAAACCGAUGAAACACUGAAAGCUAAUCAUUCAGUAAUUAUAGAAGAACCAGAAACAGUUCAGGAGGAAAAUAAGAAACUAAUAAAUGAUUCUUGUAUACAAAGUGAGAAGGAAGUUCAAGAAGAUGAUAAUAUUUCUCCUACAGCUUCAAUUAGUUGUGGAGCGAUACCUGAAACUUCAAAUAAGAUUGAUACUCAAGACUCCAUUAUAAAUGAUAGUGACACUUCCAGAGAAGUAACAAAGAGGAAAAAUAUGACAAAUGGAGAUUCAAUGAAGAUUGUGGAGGAAACUUCGGAUAGCUCACAGGAAUCUGACGAUAUUGUUCCUCCUUCUCCACCGAAACGUAGGAUGCUCAGGUCACGCAAGAAAUAAUUCUGAAGAGUCUUUUAUUUAUAAAUAUUUUCUUUUUAUAUUGUUGCUCUCUAUUUGUUAGAUGUUAAUAACUUAUUUUUAUAAUAAAAUAAAUUAUAUCUUAACUCUGUUUUUUAAC